AUGUCGAGCACACCGCUCCCGUCAUCUUUCGAUGGCAAUUCGGACUUCUAUGAGGAGAAUCGAUGGCAGAAAUUCUCGAGGAGAUUGAAAGAAGAGCCCUUAAUCCCACUGGGAUGCGCCCUCACCUGCUGGGCCCUCUACAACGCCUCACGCUCCAUCCGCGCCGGCGACUCCAACCGCACAAACCGCAUGUUCCGCGCGCGUAUCUACGCACAAGGCUUCACGCUCCUCGCCAUGAUAGGCGGAAGCAUGUACUGGCAAACGGACCGGCAGAAGCGCAAGGAGUACGACGUUGUGAUCGCGGAGAAGAAAGCUAAGGAGAAGAAUGAGGCGUGGAUCAGGGAGUUGGAGGCGAGAGAUGAGGAGGAGAAGGAGUUGAGGGCUGAGAGGCAGAGGAGGAGGGAGCGUAUGGAGAAGAGGCAGGCUGGGCUCGGGGAUGGAAAGGACAAGGCUCUUGCGGAGGCGGGGGAGAAGAAGGGUGUUUUGGAGAAGGUUAUGGAGGACGGGAAGGGUGCUAGUUCUGUGGUUGAGGAAGGGGAGAAGAAGACGAGUAUAUUGGAGUCGGUGUCUACUUUGGUCUGGGGGAAGAAAUAG
Cadophora gregata is the source of this 594-nucleotide messenger RNA. It is a transcript of the gene RCF1, whose product is annotated as Respiratory supercomplex factor 1, mitochondrial. Bases 1 to 594 code for a protein of 197 amino acids. The record is from RefSeq and is a predicted model, not a curated record. Gene Ontology annotation, biological process: mitochondrial respirasome assembly. The transcript has 3 exons. NCBI's taxonomy places the organism in Eukaryota, Fungi, Ascomycota, Leotiomycetes, Helotiales, Ploettnerulaceae. Gene Ontology annotation, cellular component: mitochondrion.